AUGUACAUGUAUGCUGGAACCGUAGCCCUGUCGCUGCUGGGCGGCGGGCUGGCGCAAGACGGCGAGGGCUGGUACGAGGCUCACCCCGGCAUGGCGCGGAUCCGGCGGGUGAACCAGGACACGCACCAGAUUGUGGACGAGUUUGGCCGCACGCGCUUCUUCCACGGGACCAAUGUCGUCAUGAAGGAGCCGCCGUGGCACCGGCCGGCCGAGUGGGUGCCCGGCGUGUCGUCGUUUGGCGAGCAAGACGUCCGGAACAUGCACGACCUGGGCCUCAACGUGGUGCGGCUCGGCCACAGCUGGGCCGGCGCCGAGCCCGCGCGAGGCGAGUACAACGAGACGUUUCUGGACAUUAUGAAGCAGCAGACCAGGCUGGCCGAGGAGCACGGCAUCUACGUGCUGGUCGACGUGCACCAGGACGUGCUGGCGCGGCAGCUGUGCGGCCACGGCGUGCCCGAUUGGUUCGUCAAGAAGGACUGGGUGCCCGGCUGGGAGAUGUAUCCCUUCCCGCUCAAGCUGCCGCCCUUGCCCGUGGACAAGGACGGCUUCCCGUCGCCGGCGUCGCUCUGCGGCAGCGUCGACUGGUCGCUGAGCUACACGUCGGUGGCCGUGGGCAACGCCUUUGGCCGGCUGUACAACAACUUUGACGGGCUGGGCGACGCCUUUGCCGCCUACUGGAGGAGGCUGGCGUCGGGCUAUGCGGCCACGGCCAACGUCGUCGGCUACAACCUGCUCAACGAGCCGUGGGUUGGCGAUACCUGGGCCGACCCGACGCUGCUGGUGCCGGGCGUCGCCGACCACAAGGUCCUCGAAGGGCUCUGGAACCGCGCCGCGAGGCAGAUCCGGACCGUCGACAAUAACACCCUCAUCUGGUUCGAGGGCGCCACGCUCGACAUCCUGUCGGGCUUCGACAACGUGCCGCUCGGCGACGGCGCCAAGUCGGUUCACUCGUUUCACUACUAUAAGCCGCCGCAGCUCGGCUCCAUCUCUGCCACGCUCGACAACCGCCGCAAGGACAGCGAGCGCCUCCGGACCGCCGGCGUGCUGACCGAGCUGACCUUUUGGACGGGCGACGACAGGCAAAUGCAGGACCUGGCCGACGCCAUGACGGCCACCGACGCCGCCAUGGUCUCGUGGAUCGGCUGGGCCUACGAGAACCUGUACAACGGCACCUCGGGCCAGGCCUAUCCCGAGCUGGCCAAGCAUUACGCCCGUGCCUAUCCCGCUGCCGUCGCCGGUAUCCCCAAGAGCUUCGACUUCGACGAGAAAUCCGCCACCUUCAAGCUGCAGUUCACGGCCGAUCCGAGCAUCGACGCGCCCACCGAGAUCAUCCUGCCCCCGUCCACCUUCUCCAACGGAUACACCGUCCAGGUUUCUCCCGAGGGCAGCUUGCUGCAGCACGCACCUGACAAGCGUACCCUGGCCUUGUUCACUUCCCCGCGAGUCAAAAAUGCCACUGACGUUUCUGUCACAAUCACCCGUGACUAA
Metarhizium acridum CQMa 102 is the source of this 1488-nucleotide messenger RNA. RefSeq lists its product as uncharacterized. Lineage: Eukaryota; Fungi; Ascomycota; Sordariomycetes; Hypocreales; Clavicipitaceae. Gene Ontology annotation, molecular function: hydrolase activity, hydrolyzing O-glycosyl compounds. The record is from RefSeq and is a predicted model, not a curated record.